AGGAACAAAGGUGGUGGUCUGUUCGUUCAAAAACACAAACGUGACGUAUUCCAAAAUCAACUACCUCAUCGGCCGAAGGAAUACGGCGAAGACAUCGAUUUGUGGAUUAUCGAUCAGGCGACUCGAUAGUGUUUUUUUUUCUUAGGGAUUGGGUUACAUUACGCCAUUGCCCUGAAAUUAGGCGUUAUUCCCCAGAUUUUCCUACACAACGGAGGUGUACCGGCCGCUACUCGGAUGCAUUAGCUUUGCUCGGUAUCGCCUACAGACACAGCGACUCAUAGCGACGUAGCGCCUAAAUUUCCAGCUACACAUCGGUACGUUAUCGGCGUCAAGCGAAUCGUACUUGCCCUGAAAUCCCGUUCAGGCUGGCAAAUUAACUCCCAUUGGAGGGGAAAAGAAGGAAGUCGUGAGGGACAUACAAGAGCAUUUAGGGAUCCACAGGUCUUAAAGGACCUAAAAUCUUUAGCGCAACAUGCCACAUCGAGUAGUCGACUUUUUUAGGUCUUCCAACGACAACAUCAACAUUCACAGCAUCAAAACAUCUAUACAGCGAAGAAGUAACCCUAACUCGAGAUCCACUUCGAGGGAGAGGCCUACGCGCCAUUCCUCCCCCGCAUCUUCUGUUUUAGAGGGAGCCGACCACGUUCAAUCGCCGAUUUACUCAGCUGCCCCUGCAGUAAAGAUGACGGAACCUUCUAAGGAAAAGCAAAAGGAAUCUCACAGUCACCACAGACUAAGUUUCCCUAGCUUGCAUCUCGGCAGUUCCAAGGCCUCUAAAGAACCACCCCAAAACCCCUAUGCAUCCUUAGACUGGAGAAUCGAAUCGCCACCCGUUUUAAUGCAUGGUGAACCAGAAAACAGCACAGGCGCAUUGGUUUCUGGUCAAUUAUUAUUAGAUGUGAAGGAAGAUGGAUUUGAAGUUGAGAGAUUCGAAGCGAAAUUAAAUAUUCAUGUCGUACAAAAGCGACCCUUUGCAGGACACUGCCAACACUGCUCAAACCAGACGACCGAGGUGAAAUCAUGGACAUUCUUGAGUGAGCCGACGAUCCUCUCGAAGCGCGUCCAUGAAUUCCCUUUCUCUGUUUUAUUAGAUGGACAUCUACCUGCAACAACAGACAACUCAAUUGUCUCUAUCCGCUAUGAUUUCUCAGCGGAGGUAACGCCCCGAACAGGGCCUAUAAUUAAGCUCACAAAGAACAUAAAUGUAAAGCGAUCAGUACAGGUCCCGGAACUACCACACCACAGCGUCCGAAUUUUCCCACCCACCAACAUUGCUGCUAGCGUGCACUUCUCACAAGUGAUCCACCCUAUCAGCACUAAUACUUUUACCCUACGCCUCGACGGUAUUGUCAAGCAUAACACAGAAGCCAAGACCGUUGAAUACUGGAAGCUUAAGCGAUUAUCAUGGAAGCUAGAAGAAAAUAUGGAGACUGUUGCGCCUGCCUGCGAAAAGCACUCUCCUAAGGAUCCGGAAACCGGUCUGCCCACAAAGAAAGGAACGAAACGCACGGACGCGCGAACAAUUGCGCAUGCUGACAUGCACAAUGGGUGGAAGGCCGAUUACUCACCAUCUGGAAGUAUCGACAUGGAAAUCGAAUGCUCCCUCCCGCCAAGCGCAAAGGCUGCGUGCGAUUUAAAGAGCCAGGAUGGUACCCAGGUGACGCAUCAGCUGGUGGUGGAAAUGGUGGUCGUCCAGGAGUAUGCACCAACCGCCCACCUAAAGCAGAUAACACCGACCGGAGUCGCACGAAUACUACGCAUGCAUUUUGGCGUCGUAGUUACUGAACGAGCUGGCCUAGGCGUCAGCUGGGAUAACGAAGCUCCUCCGAUCUACCAGGAUGUACCUCCGUCGCCGCCUUCUUAUUCAUGCAACAUACCUUACGAAAGCGUUGAGGACCUUACUUUAAACCGAAGAAGUCAGGAGGAAGCACCUAGAGCGCAGAGCCCACCGUAUGUGGAGCAAGAACCGCCUAGGCCGGAAACUGAGCCGGAAGGUGGGGCAAACAACCCCGACGCUGAUGAACCCGCACCCUAGGAAACUGUGGAUCAACGGCCACGCGAAAGGAAUAGUUUUCCAAGAUUGCUUGGAUCAUUAUGGAGGGAUAUAAUUAGGAUUUUCACUUUAAUUGGCACUAGGAGUUGAAUGGUGUUGUCUUGCGAUAGGAGAGGAAAAAAAGUACAUUAUACCCCACGCGAGUAUUCUCGCUUUUGCAUUAGGAGAGGGCAACAUCGGAAUGCAUAGCAUCGACCCGGAUUGGGGUUUGAGGCCUGGAUAGAAAGAGCUAGACAUACCCCAACGAUAAGACGAAACGCUGCAAACAAUAGCGGUAUGAUAAUUAAUAUAUUAACAAUAUGAGUAAUUGAAGUUUUCA
This is a messenger RNA of Hypoxylon trugodes, 2372 nucleotides long. RefSeq lists its product as uncharacterized. Lineage: Eukaryota; Fungi; Ascomycota; Sordariomycetes; Xylariales; Hypoxylaceae. The transcript is spliced from 2 exons. Gene Ontology annotation, cellular component: cytoplasm; plasma membrane; cytosol. Gene Ontology annotation, biological process: ubiquitin-dependent endocytosis. The coding region runs from base 473 to 2035 and encodes 520 amino acids. Gene Ontology annotation, molecular function: protein-macromolecule adaptor activity; ubiquitin protein ligase binding. The record is from RefSeq and is a predicted model, not a curated record.